UUAUCAUUAUAACUAAUUACAUUGAUUAGAUAAAAAAAAAAGAACUAAAAUCUAUGGUCACUGCCACUCUAAUGGCGUAGGUAGGUCCAUGUCUCCUUUCCGGUUAGCUUAGCAUCUUACGUUUAUAGUGAACCGACACAAAUCUCAUUAGUCACAAUGGUUGAUGAAUUUGAUGACUCCCAAGGAGCUGUUGGAGGUCUCCAAAUAGCUGAACUCCCAGAAAUCAAACUAUUCGGAAGAUGGAAUUGCGAGGAUGUGCAAGUGAAUGACAUUUCUCUGCAGGAUUAUAUUGCAGUUAAGGAAAAAAAUGCCAAGUAUCUUCCCCAUUCCGCUGGUAGAUACGCUGCUAAACGAUUCAGAAAGGCCCAGUGUCCCAUUGUUGAGAGAUUGACAAACUCGCUCAUGAUGCAUGGUAGAAAUAAUGGAAAAAAAUUAAUGGCUGUUAGGAUAGUCAAACACUCUUUUGAGAUUAUCCAUUUGUUAACCGGUGAAAACCCACUCCAGGUUUUGGUAUCUGCCAUCAUACACUCCGGUCCUAGAGAAGACUCUACUCGUAUUGGUAGGGCAGGUACCGUUAGGAGACAAGCUGUAGAUGUGUCUCCCUUGAGAAGAGUUAACCAAGCUUUGUGGUUACUCUGUACUGGUGCCAGAGAAGCAGCGUUCAGAAAUAUCAAAACUAUCGCUGAGUGCUUGGCUGACGAACUCAUCAACGCGGCAAAGGGAUCGUCAAACUCGUACGCUAUAAAGAAAAAGGAUGAGUUGGAGAGAGUAGCCAAAUCCAACCGUUAAAAUUUUUUUUAUGUAUGAUAAUUUAAGGAAUAAAAAAUUCUUAUUC
Harmonia axyridis is the source of this 835-nucleotide messenger RNA. Its product is annotated as 40S ribosomal protein S5. The record is from RefSeq and is a predicted model, not a curated record. Gene Ontology annotation, molecular function: structural constituent of ribosome; mRNA binding; rRNA binding. Gene Ontology annotation, biological process: translation; ribosomal small subunit assembly. The transcript is spliced from 5 exons. Bases 157 to 789 code for a protein of 210 amino acids. NCBI's taxonomy places the organism in Eukaryota, Metazoa, Arthropoda, Insecta, Coleoptera, Coccinellidae. Gene Ontology annotation, cellular component: cytosolic small ribosomal subunit; ribosome.